CCUGCACUGUCGGCUGCAAUGUCGAACGAGCCCAAUACCAAACCAAUCAGGUGUUCGACGAAAUGAUUCUUCAGACGUCAUUGAUCACGUGCUGCUGAUAAAGUGACACUCCUUUGAAUUAUACCGCUUAGCGACUUCAGUACAUGCCUCAUAGCUCCAGUCUCAAACUUAACCUCGUUCCUGUUGAAGAAGAGGCGGUCUGCUGGAUGGAGAAAGAAGCUCUCGUGAAAGAGGGAGAGGAGGAAGAGGGGGCUGUUAUACAAAAACAAGUAGAAGGUGAGGCUGUUACCGUGAAAGAAGUAGAGAAAGACGUUACAGAGGAAGAGGAGGACGACGACGUUUCAGUGAAAGAAGAGGAGGGUGAGAUGACUGUCACAUCGAAAAAUGAAGAGGACGAAACUGGAUAUCUGGUCCCGGUUUCCCAAACGCAUCUUCAGGCAUCCGGGUCUAAAGAUGAACGUAACACUCGAAAGAGAUGUAACUAUCGUGGAUCCUCUGGGGAGCCUCAACAACCUCAUGAUGCUGAAGAUGCAGAGAAGAGUCUCUCCACGUCGAAACCCCAGCAGAGACCCACAGGGAAGAAAUCUCAUUGCUGCUCUGACUGUGGGAAAGGUUUCAAAUAUUCAUCAGACCUUAAAAUACACCAGAGAACACACACAGGAGAGAAACCUUAUAGCUGUGAUCAAUGUGGGAAGAGUUUUACUCAGCUAAACAGCCUGAUAGUACACCAGCGGACACACACAGGAGAGAAAUCUUAUAGCUGUGAUCAAUGUGGGAAGAGAUUUUCAACAUCUGGCCAGCUGACUUCACACCAGAGAACACACACUGGAGAGAAACCUUAUAGCUGUGAUCAAUGUGGGAUGAGUUUUACUCACCUAACCAACCUGAUAGUGCACCAGAGAACACACACAGGAGAGAAGCCUUAUAGCUGUGAUCAAUGUGAGAAGAGUUUUCCUACAUCUAGCCAUCUGACUUCACACCAGAGGAAACACACAGGAGAGAAACCUCAUAGCUGUGAUCAAUGUGACAAGAGAUACUCUGAUAAAAGAUCUCUGAUCAAACAUCAGAAAAUACAUACAUGAAGAAGUUGUUUCAUGAUAUCAAUGAAAUAAUGUCACAAUGUAGAAUGUUUUAACAUUGUAGUAGGAGUAUUUUAAUGAUGUUCUACCUUAUACUUUGCCCUGUUCAAUUGAUUGCAGUAUGAUAUGUAUAUUAGCCUCAGGGGGAAAUCCAGGCUCUGAAUUGAAAGAGUAUUAUUUAACAAAAAGUGACUAACAAAAAAAGAGCUGUGUUACACUUACUGCGUUGGUGACCCACUUUAAUCAAAAUGCAGCACUUCAAAAUGUAGCCAGCUGUUUUCUACAAGUUGAAAAAGCUGCUUGUUUAAAACAAUACAUGUAAGAUGAUAAUUGUUGCAGAUGUUUGUGUAUAUACACACAUGAAAGCAGUAUAAUAAAUUGAUCUAUAAUCAAUUUUAUUAACAAUCUGACAAAACUCCAGUAUUUCUUGACAACAUUCAAGUGCUAAUUGUCUUUAGUCCACUACUGAAGAAGCAUGACUCAAAUCACCUCAUAUUUCAAACAUUCAGCCUGACAAAAUAUACAUCUUUUAUUUAUUUACAAGGACAAUACUAUCCCAUUUUGGAAACGUUACAUGGACAAUACUAUCCCAUUUUGGAAACGUUACAUGGACAAUACUAUCCCAUUUUGGAAACGUUAC
This is a messenger RNA of Salvelinus fontinalis (brook trout), 1719 nucleotides long. RefSeq names its product zinc finger protein 239-like. Bases 144 to 1082 code for a protein of 312 amino acids. Gene Ontology annotation, cellular component: nucleus. The record is from RefSeq and is a predicted model, not a curated record. NCBI's taxonomy places the organism in Eukaryota, Metazoa, Chordata, Actinopteri, Salmoniformes, Salmonidae. The transcript has 2 exons. Gene Ontology annotation, molecular function: DNA-binding transcription factor activity, RNA polymerase II-specific; RNA polymerase II cis-regulatory region sequence-specific DNA binding. Gene Ontology annotation, biological process: regulation of transcription by RNA polymerase II.